Helobdella robusta is the source of this 1480-nucleotide messenger RNA. RefSeq lists its product as hypothetical. Bases 215 to 832 code for a protein of 205 amino acids. Gene Ontology annotation, biological process: chloride transmembrane transport; regulation of membrane potential; signal transduction. The record is from RefSeq and is a predicted model, not a curated record. Gene Ontology annotation, cellular component: membrane; synapse; neuron projection. Gene Ontology annotation, molecular function: neurotransmitter receptor activity; transmembrane signaling receptor activity; chloride channel activity. NCBI's taxonomy places the organism in Eukaryota, Metazoa, Annelida, Clitellata, Rhynchobdellida, Glossiphoniidae. The transcript is spliced from 6 exons.
AAUGAAUGAAUGAAUGAUGGAUAGAUGGAAGCAUACUCGAGUAUAAAAUUACAGCACUUGUUUUGAAAAAUUGCAGCCAAAACUAUACUGCUGGUUUGCUGAACGAGCGAAUGAAUAAAUGAAUGAAUGAUUGAAUAAAUAGAUGGAUGAAUGAAAAUAUGAGUGAAUGUAUGAUUGAAUGCUUCAAUGAAUGGAUGAAUGAAUGAAAAUAUGAAUGAAUGAUUGUUUCACUCAUUUAUUCACCAACAAUCCAGGUUUCUUCCCAUGCAUCACAAUCUUAUUCAAUCUUCAAAGAGAAAUCGGUUACUUCCUAAUCCAAGUUUACGUGCCGAGCAUCUUGGUGGUCAUCUUGUCUUGGGUCUCCUUCUGGAUCAAUAUCGAAGCCUCCCCCGCCAGAGUUUCUAUUGGUCUACUAACUGUCUUAACCACAACUACAAUGAGCGCUGGUGCCAGGGCCGCCUUACCACGCGUCUCAUACAUCAAGGCCCUAGACGUCUGGAUGAUUGUCUGUCUGGUUUUUGUCUUCACCAGUCUACUGGAGUAUGCAGUCGUCAAUGUAAUUUCUAGACGGGUGUCUGGAAGAGGUAAAAGGUGUUUCAGUAGCGGGAGCAGCGGCGUUUUCGACUGCAAAGGAAGGCAUGGUUGUGGUAGUAGGAAUUGUAGGAGGUACAGCGGUACCCCGGAUGGGAAAACCCAGGCUGUUAACAUCGACAAAUUUUCCAGACAAGUGUUUCCGGUUUCGUUUUUGAUCUUCAACAUCAUUUACUGGGUCAUUUAUUCGUCUAAUUAUAGAAGAGCUACGUCAUCAUCGUCAUCGUCGUCGUCGUCAUAAUUUUGAUUAUUGUUGCUGGUUUGAAUGUUUCUUAAAAAUUGAAAUUCAUACAAACCAGUGAAUUCAAUAUGGGAAAUAAAGAAAGAAAGAAUGAAUGAACGAAUGAAUGAAUAGAUGAAUGAAUGAAUAAACGAACGAACGAACGAAUGAAUGAAUGAAUGAACGGAUGAAUGAGCGAACGAACGAAUGAAUGAAUGAAUGAUUUUUGAUUAAUGAUAAAAUAUUACUACUACUACUACUACUACUACUACUACUACUUACUACUACUACUACUACUACUACUACUACUACUACUACUACUACUACUACUACUACUGCUACUACUACUACUACUACUACCACAACAACUGCUACUACUGCAGCUACUUGAAAAAUACUACGAAAAGAUAUAGAAAAACUGUGAAGCACCAUUAUUUUAUUUCACUGCUCUAUGCUGCUAAAAAACUUUUCUAUGUUUAUCCAAGGAUUCUGCAAAGUUGAUGCUAACAACAAGCUCACGGAAAGUUACUAUCUUUUUCUCUCUCCGUCUCUCUCCCUCUCUCUCUUUUUCUUUCUCUUUCUUGUUGUUUUAUUUCUUUGUUUCUUGUUUUACGUUUGAAGGAGUUUUGGAUAAUCUGAAUAAUUUUUCAGAAUAAAUUUUGAAAUUAA